This is a messenger RNA of Xenopus laevis (African clawed frog), 2421 nucleotides long. RefSeq names its product retinoic acid receptor gamma-like (gene rarg.L). Gene Ontology annotation, cellular component: nucleus; transcription regulator complex; cytoplasm. The transcript is spliced from 10 exons. NCBI's taxonomy places the organism in Eukaryota, Metazoa, Chordata, Amphibia, Anura, Pipidae. Gene Ontology annotation, biological process: retinoic acid receptor signaling pathway; regulation of transcription by RNA polymerase II; DNA-templated transcription. The record is from RefSeq and is a predicted model, not a curated record. Gene Ontology annotation, molecular function: RNA polymerase II cis-regulatory region sequence-specific DNA binding; zinc ion binding; nuclear glucocorticoid receptor binding. The coding region runs from base 291 to 1721 and encodes 476 amino acids.
ACACACACAGUUACACACACACAGUUACACACACACACGCUGUGUGACCGACAGAGACUCCAACACACAGGCGGCCAGGUACGUGUCGGGAUCUUGUCUGGUGGAUGCGCGGCUUGUGGACAAGGGAGGCAUGUAAACACCACAACUUUUUAUUCUGGUGACAUCCGAUCUUCUACCUAAGGUGUAUCAUGGAUUUAUUGCUGAAUAACUAAGGAAGACUUUGGUACCCAAAGAAGAUUCCAGGAAACUACUGGCUAGAACUCAGUGAGAGACUGAGGGAGAACAAGGCAAUGGCAAACAGCAGCAAGGAGCGCCUCUGUGGGGCUGGGGCUCCUCUGGGACAUGCCAAUGGAUUUCCUCCCAGUGUCUAUCCUUUUGCCUUCAGCGGAGGAAUACGAAGAUCUCCACCAUUUGAAGUACUUGCUAAUGGCGGCUUCUUCCGAAGCUUCCCCACUGACCUGCCCAAGGAGAUGGCAUCUCUGUCUUUAACCAUGGGUGCAGCAAGGAGGAGUGCACACAGUGAUUGUAUCUCAACUGUAGAAACACAAAGUACCAGCUCGGAGGAAAUGGUGCCCAGUUCACCGUCGCCGCCACCACCUCCACGUGUUUACAAGCCCUGCUUCGUCUGCAACGACAAGUCUUCAGGUUAUCACUACGGUGUCAGCUCAUGUGAGGGCUGCAAGGGCUUUUUCCGGCGCAGUAUACAGAAAAAUAUGGUAUAUACAUGUCACCGUGACAAGAACUGCCAAAUCAACAAGGUGACACGGAACCGCUGCCAGUUUUGCAGACUGCAGAAAUGCUUCCAGGUCGGAAUGUCUAAAGAGGCGGUGAGAAAUGACAGGAACAAGAAGAAGAAGGAGAUAAAAGAGGAAGUGGUGGUACCAGAUAGCUAUGAGAUGCCCCCAGAAAUGGAAGAACUUAUUCAGAAAGUCAGUAAAGCACAUCAAGAAACCUUUCCUUCUCUCUGCCAGCUAGGCAAAUACACCACGAACUCCAGUGCUGAUCACAGAGUGCAGCUGGACUUGGGCUUGUGGGAUAAAUUCAGUGAACUGUCCACCAAGUGCAUCAUCAAGAUCGUGGAGUUUGCCAAACGUUUGCCUGGAUUCACCACAUUGACCAUCGCUGACCAAAUCACCUUAUUGAAAGCUGCCUGCCUUGAUAUCCUGAUGCUCCGGAUUUGCACACGCUACACUCCAGACCAAGACACCAUGACCUUCUCUGAUGGCCUUACUCUAAACCGCACCCAGAUGCACAAUGCUGGUUUUGGGCCUCUUACAGACCUACUCUUCUCAUUCGCAGACCAGCUACUGCCAUUAGAAAUGGAUGAUACAGAGACCGGACUUCUGAGCGCCAUAUGUUUAAUUUGUGGAGAUCGGAUGGAUUUAGAGGAGCCAGAAAAAGUGGAGAAGCUACAAGAACCACUUCUGGAGGCCCUGAAAUUUUAUGCUCGCCGGCGAAGGCCUGACAAACCCUACAUGUUUCCUCGUAUGCUUAUGAAAAUCACUGACCUACGUGGGAUCAGUACAAAAGGUGCUGAGCGAGCAAUCACAUUGAAGAUGGAGAUACCAGGACCAAUGCCUCCGCUGAUUCGUGAGAUGCUGGAGAAUCCUGAAGCUUUUGAAGAUGGCGCUGACACCCCUAAACCCAGCGAGCGCCCCUCCAGUGAGAGCAGUGAUGCAAGUCCCACAGAAGAUGAUAGCAGUGGCUCUAAGACCCCUUAGUUGUCCUUUAAAUACUGAGGGGAAGUUAUCCCAAAGCCUAAACACUUUGUAUGAGCCACGUCAGUUCUACCCAUUGUAUGAGGCAUUCUGGGGUGCCUCAAAUCAGCAGGGUUCUACAUAUUAUUCUAAUGGCUCAAUACUGCUCUUAUGUACUGAGGCAAAAAGCCUUCCUCUUUGAGAGGUUGACUGGAAUAGACUGUGUUGUAACAUCUUUAUCCCAGGAACCUGGAGAUCCGUAUGCCUUCCUUUGCCUUGUCAGGCAGCUGAAAUAUCUAAAGACUUAUUACAGACAGUACAAGCACAGAAGUCCCUGAUGACAAGGGAACUUGGAUAUUUCUAAAGAGUCUUCUCCAUCCUCAGCAUUUUGCCAAAGAUUAUGAUGAACUUUGACCCUCUAAAAAGAGAGAAAAAAAGGUCUUGCAGCUGAAUGGCACAAGCAUCUCAAGUACAAUAAUACCAGCAGCAAAGAGAUGGCCUUUAUCUCUGGAAGGGUCUGAAGCACAUUGCUCUGUGUGUGUGUACAUAUGCAUAUACAUAUUAAUAUACAAGCACACACAUUUACAUAUAAAUAUAUACACACAUGUAUGUAUGUGCGUUAUUAAAUAUAUUUGCUAUUGCAUUGUUUUUAUGCUUUUUUUCCCCCAUUGGCUGAAACGAGGUCAUGUGACUAUAAAUAAAGCCUGUUAAUCAUUUGCAAUGA